CCCGGAACAUGUCCGCCACGCGCUGCACAUUUGGCGCCACGCACUGUACUAUUUUGCCCACUGCUGAAAAACAUUUUCGGAAAAAAAGAAGGGGCAAAACGGUAAAUUAUUUGGCCACGGACAAAAGAAACUGGUGAUUUCUUUUUCCGUCAGACACAUUUUCUUCGCUUCAGCUUAUAUACUCCGUCGCUCAAUCCGAUUCCUCCGUCUGACGACUGACAUAUAAUCGCACACAGAAACACGCACAACUGUGUGUAUAUCGUGUUAUCGACAUAGAGAUAUAUAUAUAUUCGCAUAUACAAAUUAUAUACAUAUCUAAGCUUUGUUGAAGGUGGAACUGCAGAUCUCGGAAAUCGCGGUGACGAAUCUCGCUUUUUGUGGCGUCCGGCUCGUCAAAAUUCUGUAUCGUUUCUUCGAAGAGAUUGCCUGCAAUUUCUGUUUCGUCAGGUUUUAAGUGACAAACGUCGUGGUUAGUGGAGUUCGUUUGAGGGAUUUAACAUAUAAUGGUCUCAUUUUCAAAUGGUAGCUUAUCUGGUGUGGUCUCUAACAAGCGGCCUUUGGAGAAUGGGUAUCUUCCCAAAUUUAAGCCGCGGAGAGUAUCCGCAGUCCGGGAUUUUCCACCUCUGUGUGGCAGCAAUGCUGUGCCAACGAAUUUGAAACCUGACGAAAAUGGUGGUAGCGUAGUGGGGGUUACGGAGACUGUUGGUGUUAAAGAUUCUCAAAUGAAUGAUGCUGCAGUGGGUAAUGGCGUUGUAAUUUCCGAAAUAGCUGAUCAAACGGAGGCUGAAGCAGUUGGAAAUUCUGAGACCGAUAAGAUAGAGGCUGAUGGUUUUACGACUGCCGAAAUGCCCCAACCUGUAAAGCUUAAUGAGAUGGAAAAUUCUGAUGUACAAAAUCUUGCUGAUUCUAGUGGUUUCGAGAGCUCUAAUAUCAAGGUGGAUUGUCAAUCAAAUGAAGAAAUAAACUGUACUGUGGAUGUAGAUAUGACUGAAUCAUUAGAUGCAUUAGUGGAAAGGGUGACAGCUAGUGCAAAUUUCUUUGACGAAUUGAUGAUAGAAAUUGGACCGCUCGGUUUUCAGUUGCCGAAUGAAGCAGUAAACAAUCCUAUUGAAGAAGAGAGAACUGAAUCAAUGAACACAUUGGUGGGAAAUGUGGAAACAACGGUAAUGGAUGUUUUCUCCAAGAAUUUUGAUGAAUUGAUAACAGAAACUGCAUUCAUUGGAGUUGAUACACCGAUAAACAUGGAAAGUGAUUCUUCCAAUGCUGGAUGUCAGAAAGAGUUGAAUGAGGUGGGAGGCUUGGCUUUGGUCCCGAGCUCGGUCGUGGAGGAGGCAAAACCCAUAUCAUAUCCUGAUACUUCACAUGAUGAAGAUCCUUCAGUUAAGCCGACGGAUAAGUAUCGCCUGCGGAGAGUAUCUGCCAUCCGUGACUUCCCUCCACAUUGUGGGAGGAAUGUUACUUUACCAAUUGACGAAGAAAAACAGACGGUUAAAGAAUAUUUGGAUACUGUUCAGGAAAUUCAUGUUAAAGAAGAUACAACUGAGACAUUGAACGGUGGGGCUGUAAGAGGGCCUCUGGAACUUAUAGCAGAGGCCACUGUGGAAUGUGUGAUAGUGGAUUCUGAAGAGCUUAUUGAGAAAAAGGAAGCCAGGCAAUCUGUGCCUAGACCAGGGGACACGUCCAAGGCGGGAGAAGAUACCACCAUCAGCAAUGCUGGAGGACCAGUGGGGAGAGAGAUUGCCGCCAAGUCACCUGACACAUAUGGCGAAGAAAGUGGUUUCAGCAUGGAAAAUGAAGUUCAUAGGGAGGUUGUGUAUGGCCUGAUGGCUGCACCAUAUUGUCCAUGGAGGAAUCCUAAAGUUUCUACAAAUAAUUCUGAUGGUAAAACAAGGAGACUAAAAGUGAGACAUUCGAAAAAAUCUCGAAUACACAAGUCUAAAGGUGUUGCUGUAGAUAGUAAUCUUAAGGCAGAUGGUUCAGGUGGACCAUCUCCAAAGAAGACUGCAUCUCCUGAUUCCCAUGAUGUAGAUGGAAGUGCUGGUUCAUCAACCUUCAUGAACGAGAAAGACCGUAGUGUGAAACGUCCUCUCCAAAUUACUCCUAUUGCAAUGUUCAAUCCAUGGCCUGACAACAGUGACAAUAAUUCUGCUGGACCUGUCAAAAACGAAACUGUUGUCUAUUCACCUGGAGGAAGUGACGAUAUGAUGCCUCCACAUAAUGUCGCCAGCGCAGCAGAUGAAGUGGAUGGAGAGGUUGUUGGUGGUGUUGUGAAAGAGAAUGCGGGAUCAAGUCAUGGAAAAAAGAAGCAGAUUUUGCCUUGGCGGCAGAAGGGCAAGGCUGUUGCGAGGAAAAGCACUCCGAAAGUAAAAUUCUCAGGAUCGCCAUUCAGAAAAAAGCAGCACAAAGUUCGUACUUCCGAUGAUGUGGAUGAGGGUCCCGGCUCUUCAAAGUCUAGCACGAGUCGCAAAUCACGAGAUUUCGAAAUUGACUUGCCUCCCAUUGCUCCUCCCUCUGGUCGGAAAAGUUCCGGCCAAGGCGAUGCGCGCAACAGAGUGAGAGAAACUCUCAGGCUGUUUCAUGCUAUUUGUAGAAAGUGCCUACAGCAUGAAGAAGCAAACACAGUGCCUGGACAGGAAGGGAAAAAAUCGAAGCAGUCCGAGAAAAAACUUAUCAGAAUCGAUCUGCACGCUGCGAAGAUUGUUAUAGCCGAAGGAAGAGAUGUCAACACCGGACGGCAAAUUCUCGGACAAGUUCCUGGAGUUGAAGUGGGGGACGAGUUUCAGUACAGAGUGGAGCUCGCACUUGUCGGCAUCCACCGCCUCUACCAGGCUGGCAUAGAUUCUAUAAAACUCGACAACGGAGUGCCUGUGGCCGUAAGUAUUGUAUCCUCCGGUUCUUAUGCUGAUGACGUGGAAAAUGCCGAUACGUUGAUAUACUCUGGGCAAGGAGGAAAUGUCGUUGUGCAGGCUAAACAAAAGUCUAAAGAACCAGAAGAUCAAAAACUCGAAAAAGGAAAUCUUGCUCUGAAGAACAGCAUCACAACACAGACCCCAGUUCGUGUUGUUCGUGGAUGGAAGGAGACGAAAGUUGUGGACCUCGCAGAUCAAAGAGCCAAGAUAGUCACUACCUAUGUUUACGAUGGGCUUUACACGGUGACGAAUUAUUGGACAGAAACUGGGCCCCACGGUAAGCAGGUUUUCAUGUUCGAGUUAAAGAGAAACCCCGGUCAGCCCGAGCUCGCUUGGAAAGAGCUGAAGAAGUCUAGCAAGUCCAAAAUCCGGGCAGGCGUGUGCGUGGCUGAUAUUUCGGGCGGUAAAGAAGCCUUAGCAAUUUCUGCUGUGAAUACUUGCGACAGUGACAAACCACCUAAUUUCAACUACAUUUCGAAGAUGAUGUAUCCCAAUUGGCACCGUUCGAUUCCGCCAGCUGGCUGUGACUGCAUUGGCCGGUGCUCCGACUCGAGGAAAUGCCGGUGUGCGGUGAAAAACGGAGGCGAAAUCCCCUACAAUCGUAAUGGCGCUUUAGUAGAAACCAAACCCCUCGUUUACGAGUGUGGGCCCCACUGCAAAUGCCCACCUUCUUGCUAUAAUAGGGUCGGUCAACGUGGAAUCAAAUUCCGGCUCGAGAUAUUCAAGACUGAAUCUAGAGGGUGGGGGGUUAGGCCCCUAACCUCCAUACCUUCCGGAAGCUUCAUAUGCGAGUACGUGGGGGAGCUUCUAGAAGACAAGGAAGCCGAACGGAGAGUCGGGAGCGACGAGUAUUUAUUCGACAUUGGGCAAAACUACAGCGACUGCCCCUCUCUCAAACCCGAAGAACAACACAGUGAAGAAAGUGGAUAUACGAUUGAUGCUGCACAUUACGGAAACGUGGGGAGGUUUAUCAACCACAGCUGUUCGCCUAACCUUUACGCGCAGAAUGUGAUACACGACCACGAUGACAGAAAGAUGCCCCAUGUGAUGCUUUUCGCAAUGGAGAAUAUUCCUCCGUUGCAGGAGCUGACCUAUCACUACAACUACUCGGUUGGUCAGAUUAGUGACCCUAAUGGGAAUAUUAAGGUUAAAAAGUGUUAUUGUGGUACUGCAGCAUGUACCGGCAGGAUGUACUGAAAUUUUAUAUUUAUAUACAUCUGCAUGUAGAUAUAUAUAAUGUUGGAAAUGUUGUGACAAGGGUUUAAACCUUUUUUCAUGAAAUUUGAAUCUUGAGGUAUGGAUGGAUGAUUUAGCAGAUGAAUAUUU
This is a messenger RNA of Erythranthe guttata (spotted monkey flower), 4235 nucleotides long. RefSeq lists its product as uncharacterized. Gene Ontology annotation, cellular component: nucleus. The record is from RefSeq and is a predicted model, not a curated record. Gene Ontology annotation, molecular function: zinc ion binding; protein binding; double-stranded DNA binding. NCBI's taxonomy places the organism in Eukaryota, Viridiplantae, Streptophyta, Magnoliopsida, Lamiales, Phrymaceae.